UCUAUAUAUCCACAUACCGAUCUAUAUUCACCAGAUAUUGUCGCUAAGUCUAUUGCAUUCUAAUAGUCUCAUAGCUUUACCUCACUGUUUCUUCGAUUUACACUGAACUACUUUCGAUAAUUUUUCACUAUCGAAGUUUUCACCAGAUAAUUGAUAGCUUUUCACUUAUUCACAUACUACAGCAACAAUGUCUGAUCCUAAGCCUUUGCCUUUCAUUUACCAGUUUCUCUCUGGUGCCAUCGCCGGUGUUUCUGAGAUCUUGGUCAUGUAUCCCUUGGAUGUUGUCAAGACUAGACAGCAGUUGGAUUCCACCAAUGCUUACAACGGUACGAUCAACUGUUUGAAGAAGAUUGUCAGAGAAGAAGGCUUCUCGCGUUUGUACAAGGGUAUCACCGCACCUAUUCUUAUGGAAGCCCCCAAGAGAGCCACUAAGUUUGCUGCCAACGACGAAUGGGGUAAGUUCUACAAAAAGCAGUUUGGUGUCACUCAAAUGACUCAAUCUCUUGCAGUCUUGACCGGAGCCACUGCUGGUGCUACCGAAUCGUUUGUGGUGGUGCCUUUUGAGUUGGUCAAGAUUAAGUUGCAAGAUAAGACGUCCAAGUUCAACGGCAUGGGUGAAGUAGUCAAGGACAUCAUCAAGACCAACGGUGUUCUUGGAUUGUACAAGGGUUUGGAAUCGACUUUGUGGAGACACAUCAUGUGGAAUGCUGGUUAUUUCGGAUUGAUCCACCAGGUCAAGUCAGUAAUGCCUAAGCCUAAGAACUCGACUGAAAAGACUUUGAUUGAUUUGACCUGUGGUACGAUCGGUGGUACUUUUGGUACCAUCAUGAACACACCUAUGGAUGUUGUCAAGUCCAGAAUCCAGGCUGGUUCUACCAAGUACAAGUGGACUUGGCCAUCCUUGGUGAUUGUCGCUAAGGAAGAAGGCUUUGGUGCUUUGUACAAGGGUUUCAUUCCUAAGGUUUUGAGAUUAGGUCCUGGUGGUGGUAUAUUGUUGGUGGUUUUCACUACAGCCAUGGACUUCUUCAGAGGUAUCCACGAAGGAAAGUAGAUGGUAUAAUUUACAUACUGUAAUGCGAUAUACUUGU
Messenger RNA from Scheffersomyces stipitis CBS 6054, 1088 nucleotides. Its product is annotated as mitochondrial 2-oxodicarboxylate carrier. Lineage: Eukaryota; Fungi; Ascomycota; Pichiomycetes; Serinales; Debaryomycetaceae. Bases 188 to 1051 code for a protein of 287 amino acids. The record is from RefSeq and is a predicted model, not a curated record. Gene Ontology annotation, biological process: transmembrane transport. The transcript has a single exon.